UUUGUUGGUAUGGUGAUAAUAAGUUUGGAGUUUUUUUAAUUUUGUAAUUUUCUCAAAAUUAUUUGUUUAAAAAUGUAAUACUGAAAGUUGAUAGUUAUUUAGUCAAUUAGUUGAAUAUUCGUUAGUUAAUUCAUCCACUGCAGUUACAUACACCAUUCCCUUCUGCAGAGAAUUGAAAUGGAUAAAACAGGGUUAAUUCCUGCUCGAUUUAUAACCAUGAUCGGACAUUUCGUCAUGUUGAUUAUGGCAUUGAAUUGUCGAGAUACAAAUGUUAAGGCAUGUCUACCUUACAGUUAUGAUACUGAAGAAUAUUUAGGCAAAGAUAGAGAAUUAGUGAUCGGAUUAUCAUUGGGCUUAGCUUUCCUCGGGGUUGAAAUAUUCGGUUUUUUGUUCGGAUUCUCAAUGUUUAUGCCUUUAGCGGCAUCGAUUUCUGUUGCAGCUCAUUCGUUUGCUUGCAUACUGCUGUCGUAUUGGCUAAUUGAUACAUGGGAUUGCGUUUUCUUCUGGUGGGUUUUCUUCUUAUGCAGCUUUAUUCCAGGGUUUGUGGAGAUCUGUAUCAUUACUAAUAUGAUGGUUGUUAAACGUAUUGCUUGCUGAGUAAUACGAAUGUAGAAUAUCUCAACUACAUUUAUGUUAAGAAAAAAAGACUCAAGAUUAGGUUGUAAUUGUCUACUGUGCCAAUUUAUUUGUUGUUCAGAUUUUGUAUGUACAAAGAAAUAACGAGUAAAUGUUUUAUAAUUUUGUA
Planococcus citri (citrus mealybug) is the source of this 745-nucleotide messenger RNA. Its product is annotated as transmembrane protein 107-like. The record is from RefSeq and is a predicted model, not a curated record. Bases 178 to 597 code for a protein of 139 amino acids. Gene Ontology annotation, cellular component: MKS complex. The transcript is spliced from 5 exons. NCBI's taxonomy places the organism in Eukaryota, Metazoa, Arthropoda, Insecta, Hemiptera, Pseudococcidae. Gene Ontology annotation, biological process: non-motile cilium assembly; protein localization to ciliary transition zone.